GAAUAAUGGCUCCACUCAAAACCCCUCCUGAAUGACCAACCUCCUCACCAUGAACUUUAAGGAUGAGUCCAGACAGCCUUCAAAAGGAGUUCAUUUCUGCUGGUUAUAUCACCAAUCUUAUUCUUUCAGUCACUACCCAAAGCUCACAUAACAGUAAACCAGUGCAGGAGCUGCAUAACUGCUAACGCACCAAUACUUCUGCUAGUCUCCUGCUCCUGUCUCCCUUCACUCAUAAACAAAAUUCUGAGGUUAACAAACCAGUUUCAGUAACUUGGGAUUAGACUAACAGGGCCACCUCCUGAUCGACAUAGCACUGAACCCCUUGGACCCCUCCUUCAGGUGGUGAGACCCAAGAGGACGAACAGCAGAUGCUGCCAACGAGCCGCGGAAACCUCAAUCCGGUGACGUGAACUUCCCGCGACAGUCCAGAGGAAGGCAUCAUGGCGGCGGGUAAUGGGAAGAAGCGUGGUCUUGAACAUUUGGACGAAUAUGAACCUAAACCAGCCAAACAUCUCCGCAGCCUGCACGACCGCAUGGCGGAGAGGAGGCUGGUGGUUAUUCUGGAGGGAGCGUCGUUAGAGACGGUGAAGGUCGGGAAAACAUUUGAGCUGUUAAAUUGCGACCAACACAAAAAUAUGAUCAUCAAAAGUGGAAGAGAUCCCGGAAAAAUAAGACCAGAUAUCACACAUCAGUGUUUGCUCAUGCUGAUGGACAGUCCGUUGAACAGGGCGGGGCUGUUGCAGGUUUACAUCCACACAGAGAAAAACGCUUUAAUCGAGAUCAACCCGCAGACCCGCAUCCCAAGAACAUUCACACGUUUCUGUGGCCUUAUGGUUCAGCUGCUGCACAAGCUGAGUGUCAGGGCUGCUGAUGGUCCUCAGAAGCUCCUGAGGAUGAUUAAAAAUCCAGUGUCUGAUCACCUACCUCCCGGCUGCCCUCGUAUCAGCACCUCCUUCUCUUCAGGAGAGGCCGUGUGCCCACGGACUUUGGUACCAGAGGGACCAGCUGCAGUGGUGAUUGGAGCAUUCGCACAUGGAGCGGUUAACGUGGACUACACAGAGAAGACAGUGUCCAUCAGUAACUACCCCCUGUCUGCAGCACUGACCUGUGCCAAGAUGUGCUCUGCCUUUGAGGAGGUGUGGGGCAUCCUGUGACGGAUAGAAAAGUGUUGAUGCUGACUGGAAAGAGACAGUUGACUAUAUGGACUUUAUUUCAGUGCACUAGAAAUACUGGACUGAGUGUCCACUGAUGCCCAAUGUUCUAUCCUGCUAUACACUGUCCUGUAUAUGUAUUCGAUGGCAUGUGAGCACCAUGUGGAAGGCACAUUGGUUCCUUUUCCAUGCAGGAGCAUGGCAGUUAUUUUUAUACCAGUAUCAAUUGCAGUUUUGAUUAUGGAUUGUUGUAGUUACAUUAAAAUGUGUGACUAAA
Haplochromis burtoni (Burton's mouthbrooder) is the source of this 1428-nucleotide messenger RNA. RefSeq names its product EMG1 N1-specific pseudouridine methyltransferase (gene emg1). The transcript is spliced from 6 exons. NCBI's taxonomy places the organism in Eukaryota, Metazoa, Chordata, Actinopteri, Cichliformes, Cichlidae. Bases 441 to 1154 code for a protein of 237 amino acids. Gene Ontology annotation, molecular function: rRNA binding; rRNA (pseudouridine) methyltransferase activity. Gene Ontology annotation, cellular component: nucleolus; small-subunit processome. The record is from RefSeq and is a predicted model, not a curated record. Gene Ontology annotation, biological process: rRNA base methylation.